This is a messenger RNA of Columba livia (rock pigeon), 2768 nucleotides long. It is a transcript of the gene SPHK1, whose product is annotated as sphingosine kinase 1. The transcript has 5 exons. The record is from RefSeq and is a predicted model, not a curated record. Gene Ontology annotation, biological process: negative regulation of apoptotic process; cellular response to growth factor stimulus; phosphorylation. Gene Ontology annotation, cellular component: membrane; intracellular membrane-bounded organelle; cytoplasm. Lineage: Eukaryota; Metazoa; Chordata; Aves; Columbiformes; Columbidae. Bases 713 to 2272 code for a protein of 519 amino acids.
CCCUCCAACCUGCAGAUAUCUGCUGGCGAGCCACCGGUGAUGGGUAGGACAUGGUCCUCCUCCAUGGUCUCCUGGAGGUGUUCUCUGCCCGCUGUCCUCCUCAGCCCUCACCGUGCCUUGAUUUCUUCGCGCACCCGCUCUGCUCCUCUCACCCUGUUCCAGCUGGAGAGAUGCAGAAACGGUGUUAAAUGCUGUUCAGCGCAGUGUGGGGGUCAGGGGACUCAGCCAGUGCCUAUCUGUGCGUUGCUGGACACGCUGCUGCCCUGCACUUUGCCACUGGUCUCUCAGCACCACCGCGGGUGGGUGCUGUGCCAGACCCGCACCGUGGGAGCACCCACGCCAGACACCCACCCGGGCAGGGCAGAGCCACUCACGGCAAACCCACGCUGUCGCUUUGCCCCGUGUCUGCAGGGUCUUGCUCCAGCCCGGCAGACCGGGUGCCCCCCCGGGUCACCCGCGGGGAGCCGCCGACCGCAGCCCUGCCCCGGAGCGCGGGGCGGCGCUUGGGGAAACUGAGGCAGGCGGAAGCGGGGGGGCCUCGGGACAGCCCCGGGACGGCCCCCCCAAGUCUCGGCGUGGGGGGGCUGGGUUAAAUUUUUCUGAAUGGGGCCGCCCCGCCUGCCAUUGCCGGGCGGCGCGGCGGGUGUCAGCAGCGAGCAGCGGCGGGCGGCGCUCCCCGGUGCGUCCCGCUCCCGUUCCCGUUCCGCCGCCGAUGGCCGCCGGCCGCCGCGCUCCCCCGGAGCCCGGUGGGGGCCCGGUGUUACUUCAAGGUAUCUUCGGUGCGGGACCGACUCCCGGUGGUGCCGCUUGCUCGCUGGCUCUUACGGCCCGGGAGCUGCAGGUGCGGCGUCCCGGCGGUUCUUCCGGGGGCUCGGCCGGUCCCGACGCCGCGCUCCGCCUGGCCGAUUGCGUGGGCUCCUCCGCCUUCCCCGCCGCCGCCGCCGCCUGCUUCUCCCUGGUGUGUUACCCGCUCCGCGGGCCGCGCUGGGGCUCGCCCGCCCGCCAGCGCCUGGAGCGGACCUUCCGCGUCUCCCUGGGACCCGACGCCGAGGACAACCUGCGCAUCGCCCAGGCCUGGAGCCGCAGGAUCCGGGAGCUCUCCGUGCCCGCCGUGCCCACGCAGGACGGUGACAGCUAUGGGGUGCUGCCCCGGCCCUGUCGCGCGCUGGUGCUGGUGAACCCGCAGAGCGGCGCUGGCCGCGCGCUGGAGGACUUCCAGGCGGUGGUACAGCCCAUGCUGGCCGAGGCUGACAUCGCCGCCACCGUCUUCAUCACCGAAAGAGCACACCAUGCUCAGGAGAAGGUGCGGGAUGAGGAUCUGUCGCAGUGGGACACGUUGGUGAUCAUGUCUGGGGACGGGCUGCUGCAUGAGGUGGUGAACGGGCUCAUGGAGCGGCCAGAUUGGGCAGACGCCAUGAAGAAGCCACUGUGCAUCCUGCCAGGGGGCUCUGGGAAUGCCCUGGCUGCCUCCAUCAACUACUACGCUGGCAAUGAUCAUGUCGCCAAGAAGAAGCUGCUGACGAACUGCACAUUCAUCCUCUGCAAGGGGCUGCACACGCAGAUGGACUUGGUCUCGCUGAGCAUGGCCUCGGGCAAGCGCCUCUUCUCCUUCCUCAGCUUUGGCUGGGGCUUCAUCUCAGACGUGGACAUUGACAGCGAGAAGUACCGCCGGCUGGGCAAUGCCCGCUUCACGCUGGGCACCCUGCAGUGCCUGGCCAAGCUGCGGGUGUACCAGGGCCGCCUGUCCUACCUGCCCGCUGUCCCUGAGCAGGGCACCCCUCCGGCACACAGGGACCCCAAUGCACCCAUCACCAAUGGCCAGGCUGCUCGUGUCCUGCCACCAGCAGGGACAGAGGCACCUGGUGCUCUGCCCACCGACUCACUGCUGGUGCCGCUGUGCCAGCCUGUGCCGGCGCACUGGACUGUGGUUCCCGAGGAGGAGUUUGUCACCGUCUAUGCCAUCUACCAGUCCCACCUGGGCACCAACCUGCUGAUGGCACCGGCGGCCCGUCUGAAUGACGGCUGCAUCCAUCUCUUCUACCUGAAGGCCGGCAUCAGCCGCCUGGCGCUGCUGAAGAUCUUCCUGGCCAUGGCCAGGGGGACACACCUGGACUUGAACUGUCCCCACCUGUGCUAUGUCCGCGUCCGGGCUUUCCGCCUGGAGCCGCAGGCGGCCGCGGGCAUCAUGACGGUGGAUGGGGAGGCGCUGGCCUGCGAGCCGGUGCAGGGCCAGAUCCACAGCCGCCUCUGCCGCAUCGUCAGCGGGUCCUGAGCAGCCGGGUUCAGCCCCCGGCACUGAGCUGCCAGCACGGCCCAGCACAAGGGCAGCAGAGCCUUCCUCCCACUCAGGAACCUUCUCCUCCUGUAGCAAUAGCUCUUGGGGGCCGUGGGCACUCAUCCCUUCCUUCACUUGCCCCCAUGCUUAGCUUUACCCCCCUUGGGACAGCCAAAGUGCUGCCCCAAAACUGAGCCACGAGUCCCAUCAGGUACUCGGUGCCGACAAGACACCGGCGUGUUUUAUCCCGGUACGAGGUCCCGGCCCAGGCGGCUGCGCCGGCACAGCCCCUUCCCCUCCCCGGCUCAGACGCACAUGGUGGCAUCGCUCAUGUCCCCGCCACAGAGCCAGCGCCACCUCCCAGGGAUGGUCAGGACCAAUAUAUCUGAUACAAGAAAUUGACUUUUUUAAAGUAUGUUUCUACCCAAAGCUUCCUGUAGAAGCAGAGUUUAUUCUUGUGAGAAAUGCAAUAAAUAUCUAGAGUUUUCAAAAA